GGGAGUGUCUCCGUUUCUGUUCUCACUCUGUAGAAAGCUUGUGUCUGUCAAGGGCAGCGAGUCCUGAGUGAGAGAAGCAACAGGGGAGGAAACGAAUAGAGAAAAACCAUGGCUGUGAAUAAAUGCAUCAAAUACCUGCUCUUCUUCUUCAACCUUCUUUUCUGGCUGAGUGGUUGCAUCAUCCUGGGCGUGGGCAUCUACCUAAAAGUUAGCAAGGGUGGAAACCAGAUCACCAAUGAAUCUCUUCCUGGCAUUGACCUGAUGAUUGCCAUUGGAGUGAUCAUCAUGGUGCUCGGGUUCCUUGGCUGCUGUGGAGCCAUCAGAGAGAACCGCUGUAUGCUGCUGCUGUUCUUCAUCUUCCUACUUCUCAUCUUCAUCCUCCUGCUGGCGGCAGGCAUCCUGGGAGCCGUUGACGAAUCAAAGGUGAACAACUGGGUGAAAGAACGUCUGAAUGGUUUUACGCCGCUGUCAGCCCAACCACAGGCUGUGAGGGAUGACCUGGAGAAACUGCAGCGUGAGCUGAAGUGUUGUGGUCUUUUGAAUGGACCAUCCGACUGGGAAAAGAUCCCAGACUCCUGUCGCUGCAACAGCACCAUAGCAGACUGCAAAUCAUCCGCAAUCUACCAAGAGCCCUGCGCCACCAAAAUCAUCAGUCUGAUGGAGAAAAACAUGGAGAUAGUGCUGGGGAUUGCCUUCGCUAUCGCCAUCCUGCUAAUUUUUGGCAUGGUUUUCUCCAUGAUUCUCUACUGUCAGAUUGGCAGGAAGGAGGCUGUCGGCACCACGAAUAAUCCCUGAGCCCCCACCCUCACUGCUUUGCAAUGGCCAAUCAGCAGUGCCCAAAUGACCUGAUGCAACAUCAACCUAACUUCAGUGCUACUGUAAUUUAACCUGUGCUCUUAUUGUGAAGGAACAUACUGAUAUUUUGGCUGAAAUUUCAUGUCAUUAAUACACAGACUGUUAUGUACUGUAUGGAUCUCAGCGAUGACAAAAAUAGCCUACAGGUUAAAUAUAUUGAUAUUUUGGACAAAGUUCAGAAGUGCUUAACGUGGAAAAGGUUCAGUGUAUUUCUAAUUUACUGAAUCAAAUGAGUUAAAAACAAGUGGAUAUUCCCCAAUAUCAGAGUGUUCCCUUCACUUUACAGAAAAUCUGUGACCUGUGACUUCAUGGACAUUUUACAGACCACUCAUCAUGUCAAAAUUAUUAUUCAUUAAUCAUUAAUUUUUCCAUUCACAUGAGGCCUCAAAGAACAAAAUGUAGGAAAAUAUAAAUCUUCAUAUUGUCUUGAGCUUAUUAAUGUGGAAGCCCAUUAAUUCCCAAAAAUAAAUCAAUCAAUAAAUAAGAGGUUGCAAAUAUAUAUAUAUAAAUAUGUUAAAUUCCUUUGACAUAACUUUCCAUCUCACAUGAAUGAUUUAUGCAUAAGAACAUAUUCUCACAUAAUUACAUCUCAUAAUUACAAUAUUCUUAAUUUUUUCUUACAAACUCAUAAAUCUAGACUUUUCUUUUAAACCAAAUUUGUAUUAAUAUACAGUAGUUUCUCUAUAUGUUAAUACUGUGUGUGGUUAUCUCAAAUAUGCUUAAUUUGACUUUAUUAAGUACCAAGUCAUAGCUUUGAGAUACAUGCCUUACUCAUUAUGUUCAAUCAUUUUUAUUUUAUUUCUUUAUUUUUGGGGGUAAGAAUGGGCUUCCAAGAUUUAUGUCCAAAUACAUACUGCUAUAACUGUCUGUUGCAAGGUCUGCUGCCAUUCUAAUUUUUGUUUUUAUUAGAAAAUAUUACAAAAUAAUCCUCAGGAAGUUGAAUUGGUGUGCUCGUGCUGUUGUAAAGUAACUUCGUAAACCUUCCAGAAAUACAAGCUGUAAUAACAAUACUGUUACUAUAAAACACUAAGCCUUAAAUCUGACACUGCUGCAUAGAUUCAGUAUCUUACACCACAUUGUUACAGAAUAUUAUUCAUUAACUUCUGAUUGUUUUUAUUUUAAAAAUUAUUUUUAUUUUAAAAGUUUAUAAAUUGUAAUCUUUUGGAGCAAAAGUUGAUUUCUUUGCACUCUGAACCUUGUUGCUGUUUCUUUUUCUGUUUUGUUUUGUUUUUUGGUUGAAUGCAUUUAGGAUGUUUUUGUUUUUGUGUACUUUUAAUCACUUACUACUACUACUUACUAUGGUAUUUUCUAACCUGACAAAAAUCUUUGGAAAUGGUGCAGUAUUGAUCAAGAACAGACUAUCCAGCCACCGUGAACAACUGCUGCAGUGUAAAACAAUGAACCUUGUCCAUGUCAAUGUAUGUCCACUUAAGUGCUUAUUUUCAUUUUAGUUGUUCUUAGUUUAUGUCAUUACCAGACUCCACUGACAAAAACAGUGAUUUUACAGUGAAGAACACGGGCGCUGCUGGACUACCACUGCCUCCAUCUGUUAGUUAGUUUGCAAGAUGAAAAUAUAAUGAUAUAUAUCAGCUGUUUUGUAGUGGCCAGGUACACCAUUCUUGCUCAAUACUGCACAGAUUCUAAAGGUUGUUUUCCCAAUCAAUGAUUUACACCUAAAAACAUAACAUAAGGCCCAGGUUCAAAAAUACUGGAGUUACCCUUUAAGUAUGGAAAAUCAAGUGUAGUAUUAUACUGAAAGUUCUUUACUUGUCUUAAUCGCCAAAGGCCACCAUGGAUAUAAAAACUAUAAUAGAUUAUGAUUGAAAAAGCUUAUGAGUAUCCCAUUGCAAGAAGGGGCUUCCAAAAAAGUAUAAAAGAUACAUAUAAAUGUCAUUUACCUUUCAUUGUUGUCUGUGGACCCCAACGACUCAUCAGCAGGACCUCUGAUGGACUCCAGACCACACUCAGGUCUGUGAUCUGCAUGCUGUGAUGAAAUACAACAGAGGAUGUCGUUUGUUUGCUGUCUUGACAUACUAAACCUGAGGUGUUCCCUGUGUGAGCAUCUGCAGCCUGAUGUUUAUAAUGGUUUUACCUCUGUUCCAGCUGUCUAAAUACAAUAAAUGAUAAUGGGAAGCUC
This is a messenger RNA of Lates calcarifer (barramundi perch), 2992 nucleotides long. RefSeq names its product tetraspanin-8. Gene Ontology annotation, cellular component: membrane. The transcript is spliced from 8 exons. The coding region runs from base 109 to 795 and encodes 228 amino acids. Lineage: Eukaryota; Metazoa; Chordata; Actinopteri; Centropomidae. The record is from RefSeq and is a predicted model, not a curated record.